This is a messenger RNA of Dermatophagoides pteronyssinus (European house dust mite), 1398 nucleotides long. RefSeq lists its product as uncharacterized. Lineage: Eukaryota; Metazoa; Arthropoda; Arachnida; Sarcoptiformes; Pyroglyphidae. The record is from RefSeq and is a predicted model, not a curated record.
AUAUUGAAUGAGUGUUGAAGAAUCGAAUCUUUUCGUCAUCAUGUUUGGCGCUUUAAUUCAACCAAUGAUUAUUAUUUAUUUUUUUCUGUUCAAUUCAUUCGAUUUAUCAUUUUAUUUUAUUCUGUUUCAAUCAUGUUCCUAUCAUUCUUCAUUUGGCAAUUUCAAUUAUUUUUGAAAUUCUUACCAUUCAUAAUUGCUUUGUCAUGGAUUAUGAUAUCAGCCUUAUAUGAUCUCGAAUUUGUUCUUUAUCAAUCUCUAUUGUUGUGUGUAUUUUUCUAUUUUGUAGAUUUGAUCGAACGAUUUUUGUCACAUUAUUUUUCCGUGGAUAAACAGAUUCUAUUCUCGAUUAUUAAUUCGACAACAUUGGCAGUAUUAUUUGCCAAUAUUAUUGGUCUAUCGAGUGGCAUCACAAAAUCUGUUUCCGAUUCUUGGCUUAAAAAAACAACAACAGUGACUUAUGGUUUUAUCAUACAAUUGAUUGAACCAUUAUUAAUGUUGAUUGAAAUGAUUCAAAUAAUAACAUUUAUUUUGAAUUUUGGUGAAACAUUACGAUCGAAAAUAUUCGAUGAAGAUAAUUCAUCAUCAUCUUCAUUAUACAAGAUCAUUACAAUAUUGUUAACAUUAGUGAAUUCAUUGCUCGCCUUCUGGAUUAUUUGGUGUGACACAAUUCAAAAUGAACAAUUAUUAUUAAUGAAAAUUUCAACAAUCAUUCUGAUGGGAAUGGCAAUGGCCGUAUACAUUUACAAUAUAUAUCAUGAAUACAUCAUUGUGGAUGCAUCAUUCGUAUGGCUAUACGUUUUAUUCAUUCAUCAUUUAGUAUUAUUGGAUUGGCAAAGACAAGGAUCUGGAUUCCAUCAGAACGAAUCUACUCAUUCUCAAAUCUGGCCGAAAUUGGUUGAUAGUGAAAUCGUUCCAUCGACCGAUACACACAAUGGGCUAUCUACAUUUAUAUCAACAAUUGAAUCAAUUUUUGCUGAUUGUAAAAAAGGAUUCGUUUCGAUCGCAUUUCAAAUGAAACCAUUGUUUUGGAUUGCUUUUAUUCUUCGUAUUAAAUGUCUAACUUCAUUUUUUGAAGGAGAAUUAUGUCAAACUAUAUUUAUGCCCACCAAUGAUGAUGAUGCAGAUUUUGAUGAAAAUUUUCAUCGAUCCGACACAAAUUUGAUUUUCACCAUCGGACGGAUUUUGAAGCCAAGCCGCUCAGCAUUAUUACGAUCAUCAUUCAUUAUUGCUUUUACAAUGAUUCUAAUGCAGCAUUUUACCCGUAAUCCAUGGUAUAUAAUGGCACAUUAUCAAUGGAUCAUACGUCUAUUGCAAACGUAUUCAACGCCCAUUUUUUAUAUGUUUGCUGCACGCGCAUUUCAUCAAUCUGAUGAUUUUGAUUAUGAAUUUUUAAAAUAA